Molecule: messenger RNA, 1067 nt
Organism: Zingiber officinale
Lineage: Eukaryota; Viridiplantae; Streptophyta; Magnoliopsida; Zingiberales; Zingiberaceae
Product: GTP-binding nuclear protein Ran-3-like
Exons: 8
Coding region: 137-802 (221 amino acids)
Biological process (GO): ribosomal subunit export from nucleus; protein import into nucleus
Cellular component (GO): cytoplasm; nucleus
Molecular function (GO): GTPase activity; GTP binding
Source: RefSeq, a predicted model, not a curated record
GCGUUCAAAUCAAGCUGACCCUGCGUGGCAAACCCCAUCAUUUCCUAAACCUUUUAGGGUUCGGCUCCGCCAUUAAAAUCCACGCACCCUCUCAUUUCUCCUCCUCUUCCCCUUUGCAUCAUCGGUAGCCGAUCAGAUGGCAUUACCGAACCAGCAAACUGUCGACUAUCCUAGCUUUAAGCUCGUCCUCGUUGGUGACGGUGGAACAGGGAAAACUACAUUUGUGAAGCGCCAUCUUACUGGUGAAUUCGAGAAGAAGUAUGAACCUACUAUUGGUGUUGAGGUCCAUCCGCUGGAUUUCUUUACAAACUGUGGCAAGAUUCGAUUCUAUUGUUGGGAUACUGCUGGUCAGGAGAAGUUUGGUGGUCUGCGAGACGGAUACUACAUCCAUGGUCAAUGUGCUAUUAUCAUGUUCGAUGUGACUGCAAGGAUGACAUACAAGAAUGUUCCCACAUGGCACCGGGAUUUAUGCAGGGUUUGUGAGAAUAUCCCUAUUGUUUUGUGUGGCAACAAGGUUGAUGUCAAGAGUAGGCAAGUUAAAGCAAAACAAGUUACAUUUCACAGGAAGAAGAAUCUCCAGUACUAUGAGAUUUCAGCAAAGAGCAAUUAUAAUUUUGAGAAGCCAUUCCUUUAUCUUGCCAGAAAACUUGCAGGGGACCCUAACCUUCACUUUGUCGAAUCACCUGCACUGGCACCUCCUGAAGUUCAGAUUGACUUGGCUGCACAGCAACAACAUGAAGCCGAGCUUGCAGCUGCUGCUGCUCAGCCUCUUCCCGAUGAUGAUGAUGACCUGCUUGAUUAAAUUUGUUGGUCCAAUACUACAAAAUAGUGAGCUCUACAUAGUAGUUGUCUUGUGUUUUGAACCAUUGCUUGGAGUUGCAUUAGAAUUGACGUUGGAUACUUCAAUUAGUUGAUUCAAGCAUCUUUCUUUUUUAUUUGGAGCAAGUAGUGGUGUUCUUGAUGCUGGUUUUCUACCAAUCGUUUGUAUCAAAUGAGAAGAAAAUGUUGCCAGGUUUCUGCUAGCGAGGUUCUGGUCAAAUACAAACUGAUGUCGGAUUGUCGUUCAA